AUGGCUGUGUCCACCUGCGUGAACGACAACUCCUUCGGCCCUUCGGUCCAGGGAUGUCGUGGUGAUUUCGACUUUACCCUCCGCUUCCAGCGCAUUUUCUUCGCAAUCCUCCCGGCGGCCGUCUUCAUCGCUCUCACACUGCCUCGCAUAGCAUGGCUGGCCGUAAAGCCUCGAAUCGUCAGCGGCACGCUGCAACAGUUUACCAAGCUGAUUUCCAUCGCCGUAUCUGCGACUCUACAGCUUGCGCUUCUUAUCCUAUCCGCGACGUCCAAUGACACAGGCUUCGACGCAUUCGCCAUUGCCGCCUCUACGCUGGGCUUCCUCGCCAUGCCAUUUAUGGCCGGACUCUCCUUUGCCGAACACUCGAGGGCUCCGAGACCGUCCGCACUCCUUGUGUGCUACUUGCUGCUCCAGAUCCUACUCGAUAUUGCUCAGGCCCGGACCCAUUGGCUGAUAGCACAAUCUCCUUCGGCCACAAGAUUUGCCAGCCUCUUCACAGCCACACUUGCUGUCAAAGUGGUCAUCCUGGUUCUCGAGUCGCAAAGAAAGGCGAGAUGGCUAAGCUGGAACGUCGACGAGCAUAGCCCUGAAGAGAUGAGCGGCAUAUUCAGUCUCGGAGUUUACUUCUGGCUGAGCAACCUCUUCCUCCGUGGCUAUCACAGCAUCCUAUCUCCUGAUGACUUGUACGCCCUAGACCGGGGCAUGGACUCGAAAACCUUGCAAGGAAAACUGGCGGCUAAGUUUGAGAAGUCACCCCACCACGACAAGCGGUUUGGCCUUGCAAAAGCGCUGGCCAAGACUCUCACUGUCCCGCUGCUCUUGCCAGUGGCACCACGGGUUGCCAUGAUUGGUUUCACCUAUAGCCAGCCAUUCUUCAUCCGCUCCCUCCUCACUUACCUUCAGGACACGGAUGCCUCUAAGAACACGGGGUACGGCCUGAUUGGCGCGGCGGUACUGAUAUACACCGGGAUUGCUAUUGCGGAUGCCCUCUACUGGUAUUUUCAUCAGAGGGCGUUGUAUAUGGCUCGCGGCUGUCUGGUCGCGCUCAUCUACCAGAAGACCACGGAGACCAAGAUUACCGACAUUGGUGAUGCGGCUUCCCUCACACUGAUGAGCACUGACAUUGAGCGCAUCCUUCAGGGUUUCCACGGUCUCCACGAGUUCUGGGCCAACAUGAUCGAAGUUGCGGUUGGAUGCUGGCUGCUGGAGCGAGAACUUGGCGCAGCUUUCAUCUCGCCUGUUGUAGUUAUCGUGCUUUGUGUCGCUGUCACACUCGUUAUUGCCGGGCUGAGUGGAAAGAGGCAGUCCCGCUGGAUGAGUCGGAUCCAGACGCGUGUCGGACUUACGGCGAACGUCAUCUCCAACAUAAAGUACCUUCGCAUCUCUGGCAUUACGGCCCCCGUUAGCGACUUCAUUCAAAAGAUGCGAGUGGACGAGCUGAAUGUCGGAAACCAGUUCCGCUGGCUUCUGAUUGCUACGGCUACGGCUGCCUACAUCCCCAACGCCAUCUCUCCCGUUGUCGCCUUUGGCUUCACCAGUAAGCAGCUGGACACGACGAGGAUCUUUACCUCUUUCUCUUACAUCUCUCUUAUCACCAAUCCCCUGGGCCAGCUGUUCCAGUCUGUACCGCCAACCGUUGCUGGUUUUGUAUGCUUGGGACGGAUUCAGGAAUUCCUAGAAGCGGCACCACACGUCGACUUUCGAAAGCCGUCAUCAUAUCCUGCUCCUCCUUCUCCUGCAACUCCUGGCGAGAAGCCUCUUGGUGACAGGCCUCCUGCCGGUCACGAUGAAGCCAUGCUCAACGAGAAAACCCAGACGGACAUGGAGUCAAAUCAACGCAAACAUCUGGCCGCCGCGGAUCCUAGAAUCUCCAUAAUCGAUGGCAGCUUUGGUUGGGCCGCUGAUAAGACGAUACUGAAGCACAUAACCGUCACCGUUCCCGCUUCAAAGCUCACCCUUGUCGUUGGCCCCGUGGCGUCUGGAAAGUCCACCUUCUGUAAGGCUCUCUUGGGCGAGUUACCAGUGAGUAGUGGAGAGGUGGUAUUUCCUUCGGGACAAGCGGCGAUUGGGUACUGCGAGCAAACUCCGUUCUUGUCCAACGGCUCGAUUAAAGACAACAUCAUCGGGCACUCGGUAUUUAACCAACCAAGAUAUGACGAGAUUAUUAACGCUUGUAUACUCAAGACAGACCUGGCAAUACUUCCUCAAGGAGAUGCAACAAAUAUUGGAAGCAAUGGCAUUAUGCUCAGCGGGGGUCAGAAGCAGCGGCUGUCGCUAGCGCGAGCCCUAUAUCUCGAAACCGACCUCCUGGUAAUCGAUGAUAUCCUGAGUGGCUUGGACAACGACACGGCAAGCGAGGUAUUUCAACGUGUUUUCGGUCCUGAAGGCCUCAUUCGGCGCCGUAACGCGACUGCUCUCCUCUGUACGCACGCGGUGCGUUAUCUCCCUCUUGCGGACCAUAUCAUUGCCCUCGGCGCCGAUGGCACACUUAUCGAGGAGGGUACUUUUGCAGACCUUUCGCGGGAUGACAAGUACGUCGCUAGCCUAGGCGUCUCAUCUACUCAAGAUACCCGAGACUUUGAGUCCCAGGCGUCCACCCUCGAAGAGCCUACUCCGGCCGCGCCACCAAGAGCCGCACGCGUGGCAUCUAUCUCGGCCGAGCUCCAGGCACAGUCAAGGGCAACGGGAGAUACCAAAGUUUACGCCCAUUACUUGGGCAGUAUCAGCGGCUGGGCCACGGCGACGUGCUUGGCCAGUGGUCUUCUCUUCGGCGUCGGCCGCAAUAUUCCAACUCUGUGGAUGACAUACUGGGCUGAAGACUCCUUUGACAGGUCUGGGCAAUUCUACAUCGGAAUCUUUGGCAUGCUUAGGGGCCUCCAGGUCAUUGCACUCUUUGCGUGCUGUAUGUCCGUCGUCAUCUGGAUGACGACGCAGUCCGGCGCCCUGCUUCACCAGCAAGCCCUGCAGACGGUUAUCAAUGCAUCGCUCAGAUUCUUCACCACGACUGACUCUGGCGUCGUAACAAAUCUGUUUUCGCAAGACAUGACUCUUAUUGACGGAGAACUGCCAAUGUCCCUGCUUAACGUGGUGACCCAAGGCUUUGACGCCAUUAUGAUGGCCAUCGUCGUUGGUAUUGGAUCCCCCUACUUGGCAAUCAGUUAUCCUGCCAUCAUUCUCGUGCUCUACAUAUUGCAGAGGUUUUAUCUCCGAACCUCUAGGCAGCUUCGACUGUUAGACCUGGAGGCGAAAAGUCCCCUGUAUGCUCAUUUCCUCGACACCAUCAAAGGACUCGCGACCAUCCGAGCCCUCGGUUGGACGGAUCAGUAUAUUGGAUAUAGUCAGCGUCUCCUCAACACCUCCCAACGGCCCGCCUAUCUCUUGGCAAUGAUCCAGCAGUGGCUGGCGCUGUCGUUGCAGCUUGUCGUCAUGGUUAUAUCCGUCAUGGUCGUGACAUUGGCAACGCAGUUGAGGACUAGUUCAGGCUUCGCUGGCGCCUCGCUCGUGACACUCAUGACCUGGGGCGAGACGAUUUCUACGCUCAUUCGGUACUACACGCAGGUCGAAACGUCCAUCGGUGCCGUGUCACGUAUCAAGACGUUUUCCGAAAAGGUGAAAUCCGAGAACUUGGACGGUGAGGACAUGGAACUGCCAGAGGAGUGGCCAGAUCAAGGCAGAAUCAAGGUUAGGGGUGUCUCGGCAUCCUAUGGUUCGGUUCUGACGAGAGGCUGUAGAAGCGAUGUUGAGACCGCUUCCUCGGACGACGAUAGCACGAUCCAGACCCCUGGUACUCUCGCCUUGAACGGCCUUGAUAUGUCCAUUGAGCCCGCCCAAAAGGUUGCCCUUUGCGGCAGAACCGGCAGCGGUAAAUCAUCUGUGAUACUCUUGCUUCUACGUCUCCUGGACCCCCUUCCCUCCUGCUCUCAGAAUAUCGAAAUAGACGGUCUUCCCUUCCACCGUAUCGACCGCUCCACCCUACGCCGUCGCAUCAUCGCCGUGCCGCAAGACGCCGUCUUCCUCCCCGACGGGAGUAGCAUCAAGGACAACCUGGACCCGUUCAAUGCGGCCUCAGACCUCGAGUGCCUUGCCGUGCUGCAGACGGUCCAGCUCACGGGCUUCGUCCACGAGCGCGGAACAGUCCAUGCGGGCAUGAGCGGCGAAGACCUCAGCGCCGGACAGAAGCAGCUCUUCAGCCUCGGCCGCGCGGUCCUACGCCGCAGGGCCAAGCACAGGCUCCGCGGGAAUCGUGGCGGCGGCAUCUUUCUGUUGGACGAGCUCAGUUCUAGCGUAGACCGCGAGACGGAAAAGGUCAUGCAGGAGAUCAUCAAGGAGGAGUUCGCCGAGUUCACCAUUGUCAUGGUGUCGCACCGGCUGGAGAUGGUUAUGGACUUCUUUGACGCUGUGGUUGUCAUGGACCAGGGACGAGUCGUGGAGACGGGCAGCCCGAGGGAGUUGGCGGCAACGGAGGGGAGCCGGUUCAGCGAGUUGUGGUUGAUUGAGAAGCAGGGAUGGGAGUAA
Messenger RNA from Ilyonectria robusta, 4515 nucleotides. Its product is annotated as ABC transporter. The transcript has 5 exons. The coding region runs from base 1 to 4515 and encodes 1504 amino acids. Gene Ontology annotation, cellular component: membrane. NCBI's taxonomy places the organism in Eukaryota, Fungi, Ascomycota, Sordariomycetes, Hypocreales, Nectriaceae. Gene Ontology annotation, molecular function: ATP hydrolysis activity; ABC-type transporter activity; ATP binding. Gene Ontology annotation, biological process: transmembrane transport. The record is from RefSeq and is a predicted model, not a curated record.